AUGGAAGAUGCACCAAGAGGACGCGGUAGGGGAAGAGGACGUGGUCGCGGACGCGGCAGGGGAUUCAUCCCUGAGCAACCAAUUCCACAAGUAGCACCGAAUCGUAUUGCUGAAGAAAAGUUUCGUAAGGAAAAACCUCCAAUGUUUGAUGGUCUGGGUGAUCCCACAGACGCCGAGAAAUGGGUCAGGGCAGUGGAGCGAAUCUUCAGGUACAUCCGUUGCGAAGAUGAGGAUAAAAUACCUUGCGCAGCCUACCAACUGGUAGACGAAGCCAACUUUUGGUGGGAGUCGGUGAGGCUCACAAUGACUGAGGAACAGUGGGAAAAUUUCUCAUGGGAAGAUUUUAAGAAUGAGUUGUAUGAGAAAUACAUACCAGGAUGUUAUAGACAGAAGAAACAGAAUGAGUUCUGGAACUUGAAGCAGAGGGCUGGGACAGUGACUGAAUACGACAGGGCUUUUAACCAACUGUCAAGAUAUGCUCCACUCUUAGUGGAUACUGAUGAGAAGCGCACAGAGAAAUUCAGGAACGAACUGCGCCACGAGAUAUCGAUCUCCCUAGCAAGUCAGGGAGGUCUCACUUAUGCAUAA
Salvia miltiorrhiza (redroot sage) is the source of this 588-nucleotide messenger RNA. RefSeq lists its product as uncharacterized. The coding region runs from base 1 to 588 and encodes 195 amino acids. The record is from RefSeq and is a predicted model, not a curated record. The transcript has a single exon. NCBI's taxonomy places the organism in Eukaryota, Viridiplantae, Streptophyta, Magnoliopsida, Lamiales, Lamiaceae.